GGACUCAGACUGAGACAGACGGCGGAGGAGGCAGCAUCAGCCCAACAGCGCAGCGCACCCACCCGGCCACCCUUCCUCACACGACCGCCAGCCCGCACUCCGCACAACUCCAUGGCGGGGCUUCCCUCCGCUGGUUAACCUGGCCACCCGCCACUGCGCAAGGAAGAGGACCUAAAGUCUACAGCCUCUACGCGAGAACACCUAUCUAAAUUGUUACCGCUCAACCCUUCCCCCCUCCACGGAUCAAGAUGUCGGGUGCCUCUGUGAAAGUGGCGGUCCGGGUUCGCCCCUUCAAUUCCAGGGAGCUUAGCAAAGAUUCGAAGUGCAUCAUUCAGAUGCAGGGCAACUCUACCAGUAUUAUUAAUCCAAAGAAUCCUAAGGAACCAGCCAAAAGUUUUAGCUUUGACUACUCUUACUGGUCACACACCUCGCCGGAUGACCCGAGCUUCGCGUCCCAGAAUCGCGUCUACAAUGAUAUCGGGAAGGAGAUGUUGGAACAUGCCUUUGAAGGCUACAACGUGUGCAUUUUUGCCUAUGGGCAGACAGGAGCUGGGAAAUCCUACACCAUGAUGGGAAAACAAGAGGAGUCCCAGGCUGGCAUCAUCCCUCAGCUCUGCGAGGAUCUAUUUGAGAAAAUAAAUGAUAAUCAUAACGAUGAAGUUUCCUUCUCUGUCGAGGUCAGCUAUAUGGAAAUAUACUGUGAGCGCGUCAGGGAUCUGCUGAACCCUAAAAACAAAGGAAACCUCCGUGUGAGAGAGCACCCGCUCCUCGGCCCCUAUGUUGAAGACUUGUCCAAGUUAGCAGUCACUUCGUACACGGAUAUUGCCGACCUGAUGGAUGCCGGCAACAAGGCCAGAACCGUGGCCGCCACAAACAUGAAUGAGACCAGUAGCCGCUCCCACGCCGUAUUCACCAUCGUCUUCACCCAAAAGAGACUUGACAUCGAAACCGAUCUCUCCACCGAAAAGGUCAGCAAAAUCAGCUUGGUAGACUUGGCAGGCAGCGAGAGAGCCGAUUCCACAGGCGCGAAGGGAACCCGAUUAAAAGAAGGAGCCAACAUCAACAAGUCCCUGACCACUCUGGGGAAAGUCAUUUCGGCUCUUGCAGAGGUGGACAACUGCCCCAGUAAGAGCAAAAAGAAGAAAAAGACCGACUUCAUUCCCUAUCGGGACUCUGUGUUAACUUGGCUGCUCCGUGAAAACCUGGGUGGAAAUUCCCGGACCGCGAUGGUUGCAGCUCUGAGCCCAGCAGAUAUAAACUAUGAUGAAACACUAAGUACCUUAAGAUACGCUGAUCGCGCUAAACAGAUCAAGUGUAAUGCUAUUAUCAACGAAGACCCCAACGCCAAACUGGUGCGCGAGCUGAAGGAUGAAGUCACUCGUCUGAAGGAUCUCCUGCGCGCUCAGGGCUUGGGCGACAUUAUUGACAUUGAUACUAUUGAGGACAAUUACCCUGGACUCAAAUCUCUCCCGUCUGUGGCCUGCCUUCCUCUCUCAGAUGUGAAUGAUAACCAGAACCUUAAGAAUAAAUACUUAUUAGCGAAUGACAACCAACGCCCUGGCAAUUUCUCUACAGCCUCCAUGAGCUCCCUUGCCUCUUCCCCAUCUUCAUGUUCACUCAGUAGUCAAGUGGGCUUGACGUCUGUGACCAGCAUACAGGAGAGGAUCAUGUCCACGCCGGGAGGAGAGGAGGCUAUAGAGCGUCUUAAGGAAUCCGAGAAGAUCAUUGCUGAGCUGAAUGAAACUUGGGAAGAGAAACUUAGGAAAACAGAAGCCAUCCGCAUGGAGAGGGAAGCCUUGCUCGCUGAAAUGGGAGUUGCCAUUCGGGAAGAUGGCGGCACUCUGGGGGUAUUCUCACCCAAAAAGACGCCUCACCUUGUUAACCUUAAUGAAGAUCCCUUGAUGUCCGAGUGCCUUCUGUAUUACAUUAAAGAUGGGAUUACCAGGGUGGGACAGGCUGAUGCCGAGAGUCGUCAAGACAUCGUUCUGAGCGGAGCUCACAUAAGAGAGGAGCACUGCGUCUUCCGUAGCGAAAGGAACCCCAAUGGAGAAGUAAUCGUUACCCUAGAACCUUGUGAGAGGUCCGAGACGUACGUGAAUGGGAAGAGGGUGGUCUUGCCUGUUCAACUACGCUCUGGAAAUCGUAUAAUUAUGGGGAAGAACCACGUCUUCCGCUUCAACCACCCUGAGCAGGCCCGUGCGGAGCGCGAGAAGACCCCAUCGGCAGAAACGCCGUCAGAACCAGUGGACUGGACCUUUGCUCAGCGCGAGCUCCUGGAGAAACAAGGCAUCGAUAUGAAACACGAAAUGGAAAAAAGGCUUCAAGAGAUGGAAAUCCUGUACAAGAAGGAGAAGGAGGAGGCAGAUCUGCUUUUGGAGCAGCAGAGACUGGAUUAUGAAAGUAAACUCGAAGCCCUCCAGAAGCAGGUGGAGACCCGUUCGCUGGCAGCAGAGAACACGGAGGAAGAAGAAGAGGAGGAGGAAGAGGUUCCUUGGACCCAACAUGAGUUUGAGUUGGCACAGUGGGCAUAUAAGAAGUGGAGACAUCACCAGUUCACGUCAUUACGGGACUUACUGUGGGGCAAUGCCAUGUACCUGAAGGAAGCCAAUGCCAUCAGUGUGGAGCUGAAGAAGAAGGUGCAGUUCCAGUUUGUGCUGCUGACAGACACCCUGUACUCACCCCUACCUCCUGAACUGCUCCCUCCUGACGCUGAGAAGAUCCCUGAAGACCAGCCGUUCCCCCGCACGGUGGUGGCUGUAGAAGUGCAGGAUCUGAAGAAUGGAGCCACCCAUUACUGGUCUCUGGAAAAGCUCCGGCUACGGCUGGAACAGAUGCGAGAGAUGUACGAUCGGGCCGGGGAAAUGGCCUCCAACGUGGCAGACGAGAGCGACACUGUGAUAAACGGCAGCGACCCAUUUUACGAUCGGUUCCACUGGUUCAAGCUAGUUGGAAGUUCUCCUAUAUUCCACGGGUGCGUGAACGAAAGGCUGGCGGAUCGCACCCCGUCCCCCACCUUCUCAACGGCAGACUCCGACAUCACCGAACUCGCCGACGAGCAGCAGGACCAGAUGGAAGACUUCGACGACGACCCUUUCGUAGACGACACCAGCUCCGAUGUUGGAACCGAGGAGGGAUCUGAUCUCUUCAGCGACGGCCAAGACCCUUUUUACGACCGCUCCCCAUGGUUCAUUUUAGUAGGAAGAGCGUUUGUAUAUCUGAGUAACCUGCUCUUCCCGGUCCCGCUGGUCCACCGCGUGGCUGUAGUCAGCGAAAAGGGCGACGUACGCGGCUUCCUGCGUGUCGCGGUGCAAGCGAUCGCUGGCGAUGAGGAAGCCCCAGAUUACGGAUCUGGCAUUCGACAGUCCGGAACCGCCAAGAUCUCAUUUGACAACGACUACUUCAACAAGAAUGACUUCUCGUCCACGGUUCUCACCCGCUCCGGACUGUCCCAGGAAGAGCUGCGUAUCGUGGAAGGACAGGGUCAGAGCUCGGAAAUCAUCACCCCGAUGGAAGAGAUCAACCACAAGGCAGAGCUGGACAUGAAGUCCGGCAGCCUGCUGGAUGGGAAGAUGAUGAUGGAAGGGUUUUCUGAAGACGUCGGAGAACACCUGAAGAUCGGCAGCGUCUUCACUUUCCGGGUCACGGUGCUUCAAGCGAGCGGCAUCCUUCCUGAAUACGCAGACAUCUUCUGCCAGUUUAACUUUUUACACCGACACGACGAGGCUUUUUCAACAGAGCCGCUGAAAAACAACGGGAGAGGAAACCCGCUGGGCUUUUACCACGUCCAAAAUAUCGCGGUCGAGGUCACUGAAUCCUUCAUUGAAUACAUCAAGACCAAGCCCAUUGUGUUUGAAGUGUUCGGGCAUUAUCAGCAGCACCCCCUGCAGGGCCAGGACCUCAGCCCACCCCAACAAUGCAGACGCUACUUCCCUCCUCCGAUGCCCCUUUCUAAGCCGGUUCCGGCCACCAAACUGAAUCCGCUGAGCAAGCCGAGCCUGGGACAGAGCGUCAGCAAAUACGAUCUGCUGGUUUGGUUUGAAAUCAGUGAAUUGGAGCCGACCGGGGAGUACAUACCUGCUGUUGUUGAUCACUCUGGAGGUCUCUCCUGCCAGGGAACAUUCCUGCUACACCAGGGCAUCCAGCGCAGGAUCACGGUCACCAUUAUCCACGAAAAAGGGAACGAGUUACACUGGAAAGACGUCAGGGAGCUGGUGGUGGGGAGAGUUCGCAAUAAAGCCGAAGUGGACGAGGCGGCCGCGGAAGCCGUCCUUUCCUUGAACAUCAUCUCCGCAAAAUACCUCAAGUCGUCUCAUAGCUCCAGCAGGACGUUCUACCGGUUUGAGGCCGUGUGGGACAGCUCUCUGCACAACUCCCUGCUCCUGAACAGGGUCACCCCCUACGGCGAGAGGAUCUACAUGACUCUGUCGGCGUAUCUGGAGCUCGAUCACUGUAUCCAGCCCGCGGUGAUCACAAAGGACGUGUGUAUGAUCUUCUACUCCCGCGACGCCAAAAUCUCCCCUCCGCGGUCCCUGCGCAGUCUGUUCGGGAGCGGAUACUCCAAGUCUCCUGAUUGUAACCGCGUGACCGGGAUCUACGAGCUCAGCUUGUGCAAGAUGGCAGAUACCGGGAGCCCAGGAAUGCAGCGAAGAAGGCGAAAGAUCCUGGAUACGUCUGUGGCUUAUGUCCGCGGGGAAGAAAACCUGGCCGGCUGGAGACCUCGCGGGGACAGCCUGAUUUUGGAGCAUCAGUGGGAACUUGAGAAGAUGGAACAGCUGCAUGAGGUGGAGAAGACAAGGCACCUCCUGUUGCUGAGGGAGAAGUUGGGUGACAGCAUUCCCAAAUCCCUAAGCGAAUCUAUUUCUCCGAGCCUCAGCAGCGGCACCCUCAGCACCUCCACCAGCAUCUCCUCCCAGAUAUCCACCACCACCUUCGAGAGCGCCAUUACCCCGAGCGAGAGCAGCGGGUACGACUCCACUGACGUGGAGAGCCUUGUGGACCGUGAGAAGGAGCUGGCAACCAAGUGUUUGCGGCUCCUUACACACACCUUCAACAGGGAGCUGACCCAGGUGUGCAACAGCAUCAGUGAUUGUAAGCUGUCUGAUAUCUCGCCCAUCGGCCGCGACCCGUCCGUUUCCAGCUUAAGCAGCGCGACGCUUACGCCCUCCUCCACCUGCCCGUCUCUGGCGGACUCCAGAUGCAGCUCCGCCGAUCAAAAGACUCCCGAAGCCAAUUCUCGUGCGUCCAGCCCCUGCGCGGACUUUGAGCCGUUCCACAUGGUGCCGCCGGUCCAGUCGUCGUACUUGGCCCGCGCUGGGAAGCACGAGUUUCUCAAUCUGGUACCGGACAUCGAAGAAAUGAGGCCUGGAUCUGUGGUGUCCAAGAAAGGCUACUUAAACUUCAAGGAGCCUCUGUCACACUCAUGGGCCAAGCACUUCGUGGUGGUACGUCGACCCUACGUCUUCAUCUACAACAGUGACAAGGACCCGGUGGAGAGAGGACUCAUUAACCUGUCCACCGCCCAGGUGGAGUAUAGCGAAGACCAACAAGCCAUGGUCAAGAGUCCUAACACUUUUGCCGUAUGCACCAAGUACCGCGGGAUUCUGCUGCAGGCCAUUAACGAUAAGGAUAUGAACGACUGGCUAUACGCCUUUAACCCCUUGCUUGCUGGCACAAUACGGUCGAAGCUGGCAAGACGCCGCUCUCUCUCCAUGAAGUACUGAGCUGCUCCGUCGCCUUCAGAUAGGAAGUGUUACCUCCCUUUACUCCUUUUUGUGAUUCUUGACAAUUUCUCUUUGUCUGUAAACCUGUGGCUUUUCCCCCCAGCGCCUUUUCCCUUCUGUGCUGAAGAAACAAAAUAACCCAACUCGUCGCAUGUGGCCUAACAGAUCAAAGAAAAGACAAAGGGGGUCCGGAAUCCCGCGAUUCCUCGCUUCUCUGGAUGUGUUUAACCCCCUUCCCGAGCAGUUUCUAGUGUCCGUAGCGUAACGCGUCUGUCACCAUGUGCAUUUUGUUUUCACUUUUUUGCCCCCUUAUUUUCCGGGAACCUCCGGCUCCCCCUGUUGGCCAUUUCGGGAUCCCCCUUCGAUGCGCUGCUAACACUGCAAGGGGCGAGCAGGAGUCUCCGUACUGCCGCGGGUCGUCUGUUCUCCCCCAGGUUAGGGCACAUAUUUGCCCGACGACUGCACUGUGACAAUACCAGAGUCGGGGUUCCUACCGGGGCAUGAAUUUUGGGGCAUUCCGCUGAAAAUGGUCUCUGCUGCUCACUGUAACAGA
This is a messenger RNA of Spea bombifrons (plains spadefoot toad), 6273 nucleotides long. It is a transcript of the gene KIF1B, whose product is annotated as kinesin family member 1B. The transcript has 49 exons. The coding region runs from base 249 to 5720 and encodes 1823 amino acids. Gene Ontology annotation, molecular function: ATP binding; microtubule binding; microtubule motor activity. Gene Ontology annotation, biological process: microtubule-based movement. Lineage: Eukaryota; Metazoa; Chordata; Amphibia; Anura; Pelobatidae. The record is from RefSeq and is a predicted model, not a curated record.